AUGGCCAAAACGACCGGAUUCGAAUUCACGGCUCGAGCGCCCUCUACACUCCUUCUUCUCGCUCUAGUCGCUACUUCGAUCACGCCGACUUGUGCGCUUAAUGCUCUCCUAGAACGUGCGGAUAGCUGUCCCAAGACCUAUUCGCGAUGCGAGAACGCAGGCCUCCCGGACUCCUUCUGCUGCCCGUCGUCGUCAACGUGCGUUGCCUUGGACGGUGGAACGUCGGCCAUAUGCUGUCCCAAGGGACAGAGUUGUUCGUAUAUCCAGCCCAUCACCUGCGACGUGCAAUUGCAGAACGCAACCCUGCACGAGACGAACGCCAUCAAAACUACCCGGCUGGACGAUUCCCUGCCCAAGUGCGGAGACUCGUGCUGUCCCUUUGGAUACAAGUGCAAGGGAAACGAGAUGUGCGAGAUGGACGACGACACAUCUUCCUCGACCACCACAAAACCAAGCUCGACGCACACGACAACAUCUGCUCCGUCCGAGAAGACCACCGCAACAAAAUCAGACCCCUCCUCGACAACAGACCACGCCGUCCCCACGGUCGUAUCGCCUACAAACCCCAAGGUUUCCGCCUCCCUCUCCUCCGACGGCAACUCCACCGCCGCCGCCCUGGCUGCCAAAUGCCCUUCAUACCCCAGCAAAGCCGUGCUCGCGGGCUUCUUCCCCGGCGCAAUCUUUGGCGCCGUGCUCGCCGCCCUAGGGAUGGUCUUCUUCCGACGCUGGCAGCACCGACAGCUGCCGGUGUCGGAAAAGGUCGCGCAGCACACGCAACGCUCCUCCAACGGCACUCUGAUCGGAAUCUCGAGCCCCAUCCCAACCGAAGACACCUCCUACCGCACCGACUUCCUCCUGCGGCGCUCUCGAUCCUCGAAACGGAACUCCGAGGGCGCUCGAUCCGUGCUCCAGCGCACCGGCACCCGCGUCAGGAGUCUCUUCGGCUCAACCCCCAAGAUCACCGUGCAGCCGCCGUCAGAGAACGUGCCUCAAGUGCCUGCGAUCCCGCCCAUGCCCGCAGCGCCUCCUCUGCCGGUCACCCCGCCGCGACAGACCCGGCCGCCGCGUCAGCCCAGCACGGAGAGUAUCCGGGUGUAUACGCCUCCCGGGGUGUUUGCGAACACGGGCGUGCUGAAGCCGGACCCGUAUCCGAGUUUUCGCCCGGAUACCACGUUCACGGACAUGAUUGAUCGGGUGGGAUUCAAGGAUAAUAAGGGCGAUCCGUCGUACCGGGUGAACGAGACUCCUCAGGGUAGCCCGGACAAGAUACGGAUCCCGCGCAGGUCGUGA
Molecule: messenger RNA, 1290 nt
Organism: Aspergillus steynii IBT 23096
Lineage: Eukaryota; Fungi; Ascomycota; Eurotiomycetes; Eurotiales; Aspergillaceae
Exons: 1
Coding region: 1-1290 (429 amino acids)
Source: RefSeq, a predicted model, not a curated record